This is a messenger RNA of Ostreococcus tauri, 387 nucleotides long. RefSeq names its product unnamed product. The record is from RefSeq and is a predicted model, not a curated record. The transcript has a single exon. The coding region runs from base 1 to 387 and encodes 128 amino acids. NCBI's taxonomy places the organism in Eukaryota, Viridiplantae, Chlorophyta, Mamiellophyceae, Mamiellales, Bathycoccaceae.
AUGGCGAACGCCGCGGUUGAGGUGACCCAAGUCGCGGGCAACUCGAAGGACCUCGCCGGUGACCUCUUCGCCGCGCAGCAAGCCAAGCUCAACACCAAGCCAGCCAAACCGGCCAAGUCGUUCGCGGCUCCGUCCGCGAGUGCGCCGUCUUUGCCGUCAUUCAGCGCACCGUCCUUGCCGUCCUUCAGCGUGCCGUCCUUCGGCUCCAAGAAGGAUGCGGCUCCGAAGGCUGAGGCGCCGAAGAAGGAGGCGGCCGCGAAGUCGAGUUCGGGCUCUUCUGAAGGCCUCAAUCUGGGUCUCGUCAUGGCGGUUCUCUUCUCUCCGCUUCUCGUUGUGCAAGCGGUGACGUUUGGUACGUUCGCGCGUUUGGCCGGUGGCAAGAAGUAA